GUGUGUUUUCGGACUCUCGGACUUCCUCGGACCAGGACUUCCACCGCGCACGCGCUCCCGUUCCGCUAAGUGCGCUAACUUUUCCGUGCGCCGCUGAAACAACCGCAGAAAGCAGCGCGUCUCCCGCUGGGAAAGUUCGUCCGCAGCGCACCGUUUGCAAACAUGGACUGACGGUGAAAGCAGCUCCUUUUUUUUUUCUCCUCCAACUGAAGAAAAAUGCAGAAGAGCGUCCGCUACAACGAAGGGCACGCGCUGUUUCUGUCGGCGGUGGCGCGUAAAGAGGGCACGAAGCGCGGAUACCUGAGCAAGAAGACGGCGGAGAACAGCCGCUGGCACGACAAGUUCUUCGCCCUCUACCAGAAUAUACUGUUCUACUUCGAGAACGAGCAGAGCGCGCGACCCUCCGGGAUUUACCUGCUGGAAGGAUGCACCUGCGAGCGCGCGCCGGCGCCCAAAAUGUCCACUACUGGAAAGGAAGCGCUGGAGAAACAGCAUUACUUCCUCGUUGUGUUUGGUCACGAUGGCCAGAAGCCUCUGGAACUGCGAACGGAGGAGGAAAGCGAGUGCAAUGAAUGGUUGGAGGCCAUUCAGCAGGCCAGUUACUCUGACAUCAUCAUUGAACGUGAGGUGCUGAUGCAAAAAUACAUCCACCUUGUACAAAUAGUGGAGACAGAGAAGGUGGCUGCCAAUCAGCUGCGCACCCAGUUAGAAGAUCAGGACACGGAAAUCGAGAGGCUUAAAGCAGAGAUUGUGGCUCUGAACAAAACUAAGGAACGAAUGCGACCCUACCAUGUUCACCAUGAGAACGAGGACCCGGAUAUUAAAAAGAUCAAAAAGGUGCAGAGUUUCAUGCGAGGCUGGCUCUGUCGGAGGAAAUGGAAGAUCAUUGUUCAGGACUACAUCUGUUCACCUCAUGCUGAGAGCAUGAGAAAGAGGAACCAAAUUGUCUUCAACAUGGUAGAAGCUGAAACAGAGUAUGUCCACCAGCUCUACAUCCUGGUCAACUGUUUCCUCAGACCAUUGAGGAUGGCUGCCAGCUCCAAGAAACCCCCGAUUAGCCAUGAUGAUGUCAGCAGCAUUUUCCUCAACAGUGAGACCAUCAUGUUCCUACAUGAGAUUUUCCAUCAAGGCUUGAAGGCAAGGAUAGCCAACUGGCCAACUCUGGUGCUGGCUGACCUGUUUGACAUCCUGCUGCCCAUGCUGAAUAUCUAUCAAGAGUUUGUGCGUAACCAUCAGUACAGCCUUCAGGUUCUGGCCAACUGUAAGCAGAACAGAGACUUUGACAAACUGCUGAAGCAGUAUGAGUCCAAUGCUGCCUGUGAAGGAAGGAUGCUUGAGACCUUCCUCACUUACCCCAUGUUCCAGAUUCCACGUUACAUCAUCACCUUACAUGAAUUACUGGCGCACACGCCUCAUGAACAUGUGGAGCGCAAGAGUCUGGAAUUUGCAAAGUCCAAAUUGGAAGAAUUGUCCAGAGUGAUGCACGAUGAGGUGAGUGACACAGAAAAUAUCCGGAAGAAUUUGGCCAUAGAGAGGAUGAUCGUGGAAGGCUGUGACAUCCUGCUGGACACAAGCCAGACCUUCGUCAGGCAGGGCUCUCUGAUUCAGCUGCCAUCAGUGGAGCGAGGAAAGCUCAGUAAGGUCCGUCUGGGUUCUCUGUCGCUAAAGAAGGAAGGGGAGAGACAGUGUUUCCUCUUCACCAAACACUUCCUUGUGUGCACUCGCAGCUCUGGGGGAAAACUGCACCUCCUCAAGCAAGGCGGAGUUUUGUCCCUAAUUGACUGCACGCUGAUAGAGGAACCUGACGCCAGCGAUGAGGAGGUAAAGGCUGGUGGUCAAGUGUUCGGUCAGCUGGACUUUAAACUGGUGGUGGAGCCAUCAGACUCACCUUCGUUCACUGUCGUCCUGCUGGCACCGUCGCUACAGGAGAAGGCUGCGUGGACCAGUGACAUUAGCCAGUGCAUAGAUAAUAUCCGCUGUAAUGGCUUGAUGACGAGUGUAUUUGAGGAGAACUCCAAAGUCACUGUUCCUCAUAUGAUCAAAUCCGAUGUGCGUCUCCAUAAAGAUGAUGUUGACAUUUGCUUCAGCAAGACGCUCAACUCCUGCAAGGUCCCUCAGAUCCGCUACGCCAGCGUGGAGCGCCUGCUGGAGAGACUGACCGACCUGCGCUUCCUCUCCAUAGACUUCCUCAACACUUUCCUGCACACAUACAGGAUCUUCACCACGGCAGCUGUGGUCAUGGACAAACUGGCUGACAUCUACAAGAAGCCCUUCUCCUCGAUUCCUAUCAGUUACAGGACGCAGUACCACUCAUUUGACCGUCUUUCCAUCUCAUCUAUCUGUCCUGACCACAGUAUGAAGAUCAAGAAGAUAGCCAUGGACCAGUCUAAGUCCUUGGAGUUGUUUUUUGCUACCAAUCAGAACAACAGAGGUGGAGAUCACAUUAAUGAUAAAUCCCCUCGUCUUUGCCGCAAAUUCUCCUCCCCUCCUCCUCUGUCCAUCCCGUCCCGCGCCUCCUCCCCCGUCCGAACACGGAAGCUUUCCCUCCACUCCCCGAUCACAGCUAAGGUGGGAGGCCUGGACCUGACCAGUCCUCUGUCCAACUCCAGUUUCAACCACAGCUCUUCCCAGUCUGCUGCCAGUAGCCCUACAUCUGGACAAACCCCAACGUCGUCGUCUCCUCCGCCUUCUGCUACCUCCCCACCGCCCAGCGCCUCCAAGCUGCCGCAGGACCAAGCACCUACCGCUCCGUCAUCCCCGGACCAGAGUCCCUGUUCGACCACGGAGGGGGAGGAGCUCCCCAGGAUUGACCCGUUCUGUGGCAAACUGCGACGAAGCAUCCGCAGAACUGUCCUAGAGUCGGUGUCUCUGGAGAAAAUCAUCCCGGAGUCUCCUCAGAGCAGCGACGCAGGAGACAUGUCUCCAUGUCGGUCCCCUUCCACACCACGACACCUCCGCUACAGGCAGCCCGGAGGUCAGUCAGGAGAAAACUCCCGCUGCUCAGUGUCUCCUGCCUCUGCGUUCGCCAUUGCCACAGCAGCAGCAGGACAUGGUACACCACCAGUUUUUACAAAUUCGGAGAGAACAUGUGAUAAAGAGUUCAUCAUCCGCCGAGCUGCAACUAACAGAGUUCUCAACGUGCUGCGCCACUGGGUUUCCAAACACUCCCAGGACUUUGAGAUGAACGGGGAUCUUAAGAUGUCAGUGAUCUGUCUCCUGGAAGAGGUCCUCAGAGAUCCAGACCUUCUGCCUCAGGAGAGAAAAGCUACUGCCAACAUACUAAGUGCCCUUUCUCAAAAUGAGUUGGAAGAUGCCCAGCUGAGGAUAGAGGAUAUCCUACAGAUGGCGGACUGUCCAAAGGCCGAGUGUUUUGAGUCUCUUUCGGCGAUGGAGCUGGCUGAGCAGAUCACUCUGCUGGAUCACAUCGUCUUCAGGAGCAUCCCUUAUGAAGAGUUCCUGGGUCAGGGCUGGAUGAAAGUCGAUAAGACGGAGCGGACUCCAUACAUCAUGAAAACCAGCCAACACUUUAAUGAUAUGAGUAACCUGGUGGCGUCUCAGAUUAUGACCCAUACUGACGUGGGCUCCAGGGCCAGCUCUAUAGAAAAGUGGGUGGCUGUGGCUGACAUUUGCCGCUGUCUGAACAACUACAACGGGGUUCUGGAGAUUACAUCAGCACUCAAUCGCAGUGCCAUCUAUCGACUAAAGAAGACGUGGGCUAAAGUCAGCAAACAGACAAAAGCCCUAAUGGACAAACUACAGAAAACUGUGUCGUCUGAGGGAAGAUUUAAAAAUCUGCGGGAGACCCUAAAAAACUGCAACCCUCCAUGCGUGCCAUACCUGGGAAUGUACCUGACAGACCUGGCCUUUAUCGAGGAAGGAACACCCAAUUUCACUGAGGAAGGUCUAGUGAACUUCUCAAAAAUGAGGAUGAUUUCCCACAUCAUCCGGGAGAUCCGACAGUUUCAACAGACGCCGUACAGAAUAGAGCAUCAAGCCAAGGUGACGCAGUACCUUCUGGAUAAAACUCUGAUCAUGGAUGAAGACACGCUCUAUGAUCUCUCUCUGAAGAUCGAGCCCAGGCUCCCGGCCUGAGUGACUGACAGCUGUUUGUGGCCAAUGGGAGCCUGUCAAAACCUAGACCCCCCCCAGGGCAACACACCCAUGUGAUCUCAUCAGUGAAGAUGAAAGAGGGAAAUGCAAAGUUUUGAGAGCGAUGUGGACACAGAAAUAAGAGACUGACUGAUGAGACGGAGAGAUUUAGAGAGUCAGCUGCAAGACAAAGGUUAAAAAGGCAGAGCAUGACAGUAAAAAUGUGAAGGUGUGUUCAAGGAGAGCGGCUUUGGAGGAACUGACAUGUUGCUAUAUGCUCAUGGUUCCUCAGUGGAGUGCGGUGUGUGAUGAUUUCACACUUCCUCAGCCUGAGAGAGCUGUGAAAGGCUGAAGGCAUGAGCGAGUGGAUGGAACACAGUGGAUAUUCCAGACAUGUAGCAUAUACAGAUAGUGUGACAGAGCCAUGUCUGAGAUAGUGUUUCUGUGCUGUUGUCCGUGUUCUGUUGCCUGUGCAUUUCUGUGCCACAUGCUGAAGAAAAGAGGCCCCAAAAAAGCUUGUUGUCAAUAUUGGUCUGCAUUUAAAAAAAAACUUGCAUGAUUUCAGGACUUAGGAUGUAAGUGUCUCAGUGGCCUUUAAAGCUGACCCCUGACCCCUGAGCUUAGCAUGCUUCACUCUGACCGGGGAGAUUCUAAGCCACUGUGCAUCCUCAGUGGGCUGGGUGUGGAAAAGUCCUUCUAAUGUAAUGUAGAAAAACACACACAAAACAAACGUAAAGAUCAUUUGAAAAAUGUCAAAUCUGAUAUUUUAAAAAUAUGCUAUUUCUCCGCAAUUGGUUUUGUACUCAGUCUUUAGCCGCUCACAUCCUACUGACAUUUACAGAGCCUCCCUGGAGUAAAUUCAGAUAAAAAAGGGGCUCAUGUAAAUCUGGACUGCAAAUCUAAGCCCAUUGUAACUGAAAGAUUACAAUAGAUUUGACCUUCCAGGAUCAAAACCUAAAGCAUAAAAAAAGGACUCAGAAGACUUUCUCAUUUGUUAACACCUACUGUGAUUUGAUGUAGAAGUUUGUCACUUCAGAUUUUUGGAGAAGCAGCUGUGGCUGUCAAUAGUAUAAAGGAUGCUAAUGAAGCUAGACAGCUAACGAUAGCAUUCUGUGUGUGUAAUAAAACUCUUCAGACUUCUCAUCCCUCACCAAAAGACAUGUUUCAGAUCUCUUGCAUCAGUUGUUUGCUAUUUGCCACCUGGCUGGUUGCACAAGCGACCGUAUGUAUUUAACAUUUAUUGAGUGAUAUAGCUAGUGAUGUUUUAGUGACAGAUGGAUGGGACAGGACAUGUGCUGACAAUUUUUGCUGCCAAGUUUUUAGACACGAUGGGCAAUGAUGAGACAGACAGGACACAUAAAGCUAUUGAGCUAAUGUAUACAAAGUUCCAUUAGAGCAACAUUAGCUGUUUUCAUCUAUGCCAUAAACACUAAAGGCCAUGCUAGACCUACUGUAGACCUACAGCUGGACUUGGUCUAACCCCGUCUUUGUGUCGGUUUUGUCUUGACCUCAAACUCUUAAAUCUUCAGUCUUGUCUUCAGACUCAACACAUUCUUAUCCAGGUAAAGAACGGUCUGGAAGUAGAUGCUCCUGACUACAAACCUAGUGUUACUAGUCCUCCUCCUCCUCUUGAUGAAAACCAUUUCAUGAUGCCUUAUUUUUCAAUUCUGGGAAGGUCAGCUCGAUUCAUAAUCCAACAGUAAUCUCAUACAACCAGACUUUUUUACACUUUGAAGUUAAGAUUGAAACAUGAUCCAUACUGGAAAGCUGAUUUGUUCUAUGCAUAUCUGAAGAUACUACAUCCUUUCACCAGUAUUUGUGUAAUUUACAGCAGUGUCUGGGGUUUAAACAUAAUGAAUAUAAAUGUUAAAACCACUAACAUUAGUAAACACACUAACUGCAGUUGGCCGGUUCAGUCAGACCGUGGGAACAUUACUUAAUUUAUGU
Molecule: messenger RNA, 6036 nt
Organism: Sphaeramia orbicularis (orbiculate cardinalfish)
Lineage: Eukaryota; Metazoa; Chordata; Actinopteri; Kurtiformes; Apogonidae
Gene: rasgrf2b
Product: Ras protein-specific guanine nucleotide-releasing factor 2b
Exons: 29
Coding region: 217-4092 (1291 amino acids)
Biological process (GO): Ras protein signal transduction
Cellular component (GO): plasma membrane; cytoplasm
Molecular function (GO): guanyl-nucleotide exchange factor activity
Source: RefSeq, a predicted model, not a curated record